This is a messenger RNA of Diospyros lotus (date-plum), 977 nucleotides long. Its product is annotated as protein NDR1-like. Bases 177 to 809 code for a protein of 210 amino acids. The record is from RefSeq and is a predicted model, not a curated record. Gene Ontology annotation, biological process: defense response to other organism. NCBI's taxonomy places the organism in Eukaryota, Viridiplantae, Streptophyta, Magnoliopsida, Ericales, Ebenaceae. The transcript has 2 exons.
GCCCAAAUCCAAUCUCUGAACCCAACAGCUGUUUCAAAAGGGAUUAGAAAAAAAGAAACAUUAUUCCCUGCAUUUCUUUCUGACCCCUUAUUUCAAAUUGACGGCUUCGCUGCUUCAGUCUUCCAUUCCAAGUCGUCCUCCGUCAAACCGACAGUGGUCGGCCGCGAGAUCCGGAGAUGUCGAACUCCCCCACAGAAGGAGGGUGCCGCCGGUGCUGCUGCAGCUUCAUCCUGACGGCGGGGCUCACUUCCCUCUUCAUGUGGCUGAGCCUCCGCACCUCCAAUCCCGUCUGCUCCAUCCAGGCCUUCUACGUCCCCGCCCUCAACAAAAUCGCCGUUAAUUCCGCCGCCAACCACUCCGUCUUCUUCGACCUCAAGCUCGACAACGAGAACAAGGACAAGGGAGUCCUUUACGACGCGAUAAACUUCACCCUCUCCUACCGGCCCCCCAACGGCAGCCGCCCCAUCGCCAUAGCCAACACGACCUUCCCCAAGUUCCGGCAGGGCCACAACAAGCACACUCACCGGAAGCCGUCGCUGGAAACGCACGGGAUGCCGUGGGAGGCCGCUCGGAACUGGUCGGGGGUGGUUUUCCGUGUGGAUUUGGCGACGAGGGUGAGGUUCAGGAUCAUGUUCUGGAAGACGAAGAGGCACAGCCUGGUCGUCGGCGCCGAUGUCAACGUCACUGACUCCGGCGUUAAAGUCAAUCGGAAGGGGAUUCGGCUCCGGUCCGGCGCACCCGAGCCGCGUACGCAAUCAUUGCCUUUGGUGAUCGCCUUUACCUUUUUUACCUUAAAUUUCAUUAUUUGAGUCUCUCUCUGUUUAACCUUAAAUUUCAUUAUUAUUCCUCAGUUGGGGGGGGGGGGGCAAUGCCUUUGGGCCGCCCCACCAUUCAGAUAUUUUUUAUCUAGGCAUUUUAUUAUAAAAUAAAAUUACUAAUUUAGAUUAUUAUAAAAUUAAAUAUCAUUUCUUUUUUCA